Fraxinus pennsylvanica is the source of this 690-nucleotide messenger RNA. NCBI's taxonomy places the organism in Eukaryota, Viridiplantae, Streptophyta, Magnoliopsida, Lamiales, Oleaceae. The record is from the annotation of a GenBank genome assembly.
AUGAAAGGCUCUGGUUCCCCUUGUGGUGCCUGCAAAUUCUUGAGAAGAAAAUGUGUGAGAGGUUGUGUUUUUGCCCCUUAUUUCAGCCAUGAACAAGGUGCUACUCAUUUUGCAGCAAUCCACAAGGUUUUCGGGGCCAGCAACGUGUCGAAACUGCUUUCUCACCUUCCGGUGAAUGAUCGGUGUGAGGCUUCUGUCACGAUCUCGUAUGAAGCUCAGGCUAGGGUUCAAGAUCCGAUUUAUGGUUGUGUUUCGCAUAUUUUUGCCCUCCAACAGCAGGUUGUCGAUCUUCAAGCCCAACUAGCUUCCCUCAAAGAACAAGCAGCUCAAUCCAUCCUAAAUAGCUCCAAAAAUGGUAACCCUAAUGAAAAAUUCUACUGUGGAACCAAUUCCUUCUCUCGAGAUGUUAGAAGUUGGUUCCAGUCCUCUCAAAAUCAAGUACUGGUGCCUCAAUUCGAUGCAAACUCGAGCAGUACUAAUAUCAGAGAGAUGGCAUCGUCUUACGAAAACAGUACCAUGAACGAUCUGAACCCUGUUGGAAAUUAUGAAAAUUCAGCCCUCCUUGAGGAAAAUACCUCAUUUGGUAGCAUGGAUUCACUUGAAAUGCAAUCGAAUGCAACAGAAUGUCCCUUUCAAGAUGAUGGAUAUGACCUUCAAUCAGUAACCUUCAGAUACAUUCAGCGUUCUUGA